AAACAGGGGAGAGAACUGUCCCUGUAACUGUCCCUGUGUCCCAAGUAAGCAGAAUCAGGAAUGCUUACCUGGGACGUGUGACAAGAUGGGGGACGACAGGGCUGACAGGUGGGAGGCAUCUGUGCUGGCUCUUCUGGGCUACACUGUUCACAGAGGUAGCUUAGGCCAGCAUGGCCAUUGACAUCUGACACCUUCUACCUGUCUGGUGGCAGCUCUUGUCAGCUGGUGGCCCCCUAGCUCCUGGCCAGGCAUCUUCCCGAAGACCUGUUAGUCCCAGAGUCCUUGAGCCUGGCUCUGUGGUGGCUCCUUCUGCUUCUCGGACCAUGGCACCGCUAAUGGGGCUCUGAAAGACAUGGUCAUCGAGGUGAUGUCAGGUGUACCCAGCACAGUCCAGAGCACAGAAGUUUAGAAAGUCAGCAGGUGUGGGACAAGGGUGAGGGACUUGGUUGCCAGUGGUCAGAGGCACCCUUCCCUUGAGCAACAUUAGAGGGGCCGGGCUGACCUCACAAAGGGGCUUCAGGUGUGGCCACCGAGCUGGGGAGUGGAGCCAGACAGCAGAAGCCCCUGGAGUGCAGACCCCAGCAGACACUCUGACCAGGCACAGGGGCAUGAACUGAGCGUGCUGAGGGCAGAGAACAGCCAAGGGCUGCCCAGCAGUUAGCUCAAGUCCUCAGGAAGAAGGGGACAGUUGGGACGGUGGUUCGAGGACCAGCAGCCAGGAACGUGGUGAAGAACGUGGAUCUGAGCAGUGCCAAGAGGAGUUGGGGUGUUGGUAUCUCUGCAUCUGAAAGGAUAGAUGGUGCUUGGCCUGUGACCCUUGGCUGAGGCGCCAUGGUCAGGCUCUGCCAGGCCCUGCUGCUGCUGGUAGCCACCGUGGCCCUUGCAUCCAGAGGAGUCCACUCCUGGGGUUCAGCGAAGGUGGUGAGGACAUUCCAAGAUAUCCCUCAAAACUACGUCUAUGUGCAGCAGGCACUCUGGUUCGCCAUGAAGGACUACAACAAGGCCAGCAGCGACAAGUUCAGCUUCAGGGUGCUGACGGUUCUGAAGAGCCAGGAGCAGGUGACAGAUAGUUUGGAGUACUAUAUUGAGGUCAAAAUUGCCCGAACAAUUUGCAAGAAAAUUUCGGAAGAUGAAAACUGUGCAUUUCAAAAGGAUCCCAAAAUGCAAAAGAUGGUUUUCUGUACCUUUAUUGUUGCAUCCAAACCAUGGAAAUUCGAACUCACCAUGCUGAAGAAACAUUGCAAAGACAUAUAGGGAUCUUCUAGCAUGUUCUGCCACACUCAUUUCCAUUUUAAAGAGGAAGAAAAGACACUUGCAAGAACUAGAACAGCACAGUUAACCCAUUAACCUCAUUUGUUUGGCCUUUUUGCUUUUGUGUUCUUUGUGGGCUGAUGUUGAAAAUUUGUGGUGUGUUUUGACAGCAUUGCACAGACAAUUCUAGCUGGAUACUUCACCUCCUAGCUGGGAUAAUCUGCUACCAAUAAGUGGAAGCUGUUUCUACACCUCAACCAACCCUGAGUACAAAUUACCUUUCACUGACAGCUCUUUCUAGAUAACCAGAGAACCCAGCCCUCAAUUGCUUCAAUCAUAGGGGGCAAUUUCUGUAAGGCUCUGAGAGUCUGGCUGUCUUGGGAGUUUCUGUCCAUGGAUUUCUGUAGAAAUCUCCCUUCCCAGGACUUUUUGGAAGACAUGUCCUGUUGGCUUAGAAACAUCUAGUUUUAAACAGAUCCAACCAGAGAGUCAGUAGGAUCACUGGUUUUGAGUUGAAGCAGAGAAGUUAAUGGUGCAGGGAAAGAAGACUGCAUUUGUGUGUGUGUGUGUGUGUGUGUGUGUGUGUAUAAAUGUGCAUAAAUGUGUGCUCACAAUUAGGUGUAUGAGUUAGUUAAUGCUGCAUGACAAAUCACCUGGUCACUUAACAGCUCAAGCAAUUUAUUUAUAUGUCUCAUGGUGUCUGUGAGUCAGGCAUCUCUGGGUGGCCUGGCUAGGCGGUUCUGGUUGUCACCUUUCAUCACGUUACACUCUGAUAUUGACUGUGUGCCAUUAUUUGAAGGUUUGACGGACUCUGGAGAACCCCUUCCAAGGCAGCUCACUCCUGUGGCUGCAGGUUGGCAGCGGCCAUUGACUGAGAUCUCUGUUCUCCACGUGGCUUCUCCACAAGAUUGCAGGGAGCUUAGUGUCCCAGUUGACUUGCUCCAGACAGUGUUCCAGAGACCAAAAUGGAAGCUAUCAUAUGUUUUGUAACCUGGACUCAAUCCAGAACAGCCCUGGCUCAGUAUGGACUAUACAAGGACAUAAAGAUAGGAGAUUAGGUUCACUGGAGGCCAUUCGGGAGGCUGGCCACUACAGUGUGUACGCAUGUGUGCAUAUGUGUGUGCAUGUGUAUGAGGAGUGGACUGAGGUGAUGAAGGGAUAACCUGACCAUGAAGAGCCACUUUCUGAAAUUCUGAUGUGUAGACAGAAGCACCAAUGUGCAGGGAGGGGCCAGGAGACAAUAUUAUGUAAUAGCAGUAAUAACACAGGGUCAGGUUCUAACUUAGACACAUGAGGGGGAUGGUGAAGCUCUGGGGCCACCUGCAUGACAGCUCUCCUUGAGGGCUCUUCUCUGACAGAGCCGACUGCAACCUUCUGAGCUUCUCUGUGUGGAGGCUUUCUCUGCCAAUGAGGGGCAGGCUGGACUGCCAGUGAGUAAUACCCAUGAGAGGAGCCCUCAGCCAAUGAUAGAGGUUGGAGGAUAAACAUCCUGGGCUUUUGUCCCGUGGAUAUGACACCAGGUUGUGAGUUGCAUUCCACGCAGUCCCUGAGGAGCGCUCUGCAAGACUGAGCUCUAGCUACCCGUAUUGCCAGUCUCUCUGUCCACGCUGCAUCUGCCCCUUACCAUUUCCAGUUUCCAACUGCCUUUCUGGAAUCACUUCUAAAUAAGCCACUUGUACUUGAAUUUUUGUCUCAAAGUCAGCUUCUGGAGGAGCCACACUAAUAGUGGAACCAGAUCUACUUUAAGUGGCAACCUGAGAUGCCCAGGGGCUUCUGGCUGAGAUCAAACAUCAGGACACCCUUCAUCUCGACAAUGGAAACACCAAAUUCUGCUAAAAUAUUUAAAGAGGUUUAUUCUGAGUCAUACGAGUGACUAAGACAGGGAAACACAAUCUCGAGAGGUCCUGAGAAAGUGUGCCUGAGUGGUCAGGUCACAGGUUGGCCUCAUACAUGUCAUGGAGCCAGGAGUUGCAGGCAAAAUUAUAAACAAAUACAUGGAAGGUAUACAUUUGUUCGGCCCAAAAAGGUGGGACAUCUGAAGGCAUGGGCUUACAAGUUUUAGGUGUGUUUAGGGAUUCUUUAGUUGGAAAUUGGAAGAAAAAGUUAAGCUUUGUCUAAAACAUGGAGUAAGUAGAAAGGAAGCUAAGGGGAUCUUCUACCUGUCAGGUGAUGCCAUGCCAGUCAGUUGGAAAAGCAAGCCACAAUCUGCUCGGUCAGAAAGUACCUUUUUGAUGAGAUUUUAUGGUUUGUAAGGCAUGAUUCCUCAGGGCCUUAAACAGAAAUUUCAGAAAGAAAGAAAAGAGUUCAGUUCUCAACCUGCACUCCCUGACAUCUGCCAGCAGCUGAGCUCUUGGGUGGGGGCAUAUGAAGUGGCAUUCUUCAUGGUCCACCCCACCCUGGGCCCCUCCUCUCCCGUGUGCUGGCUGGGUCGCCGGGACACUGCCAGAGCAGUUCUUGUUCCAUCCUUUCCCCGCCUCAGGAUCAGGGUCCCUAUGCUGCGACCUGCAGCACCUGAGGACACAUCUCUCCCAUCCACCUCCUUCUUCAUCCCCAAGCUCUGUGCUUCUGGGGCCACUGGUCUCCCUUGCCUCUUGGCCUGAGCUGGCCAGCCCUACGUGGUCUUAUGAGCAGCCUCUGAAGGAGGGUGUUCUUUGCUGAGCCCUGACAGUGUGAUUGAACACUGGAGGGACCUGGGUGCUCACAUGCCCUGGGCUCCUUGUUUCCAUCAUACUCAUAACUUGUCUUAGGCCCACCAAACCCUACUGCCCACAUCUAAGGUCAGUUCUGUUAAUGUGAUCCAUGCAUUGGUUCAGGUUUAGCUCUUCAAAACCAUCUGGCCUCUGUUGACCCAUUGAGUCCGACUCAGGAUGAAGAAUCAAGACUAAGGCACUUCCACUGACUCAGGGGAUUUUUGAGUUUAUUGACUAACAGCAACAUUUUGUGUGAGCAUGAAAUGUGGACACAGAGGCUCCUGAGAAACCCCCAGAUUGUCUCCUUUUCUACCAAGGCUAUCUGUGGCCACGCAGGAUGGACACAGCCCCUGGGAUGCCAAAUCCCACCUUCACCCUCCCAUCAAAGACCUUGCUCUUCAGAUGACAUGGAUUCAAGUGUCAUCUUGCCAUCAAGCCAUUCUUUUUCUUUACCUUAUGAAUAACUUUGAAAAAAAAAGACAAUGUCAAAAACUCACCUUACAAAGCAGGGAAUAUUCCUGCUAUGGACCGAAUGCCUCCCAUCCAAAAUCCAGUGAUGGAAUUAAGAGGUGGUGCCUUUAAGAGAUAAUUAGGCCACGAGGGCUCUUUCCUCAUGGGUGGGAUUAAGGCCCCUAUAACAGAGGCUUCAUGCAGUGUACCUGGCCCUUCCACCACGUGCGGACACAGCAGGAAGGCCCUCACAAGAUGCUGGUAUCUUGCUCCUGGGCUUCUCAGCCUCUAGAACUCUGAAAAAUAAAUUUUCAUUCCCUAUAAAUUA
This is a messenger RNA of Callithrix jacchus (white-tufted-ear marmoset), 4719 nucleotides long. RefSeq names its product cystatin-13-like. Gene Ontology annotation, molecular function: cysteine-type endopeptidase inhibitor activity. The record is from RefSeq and is a predicted model, not a curated record. NCBI's taxonomy places the organism in Eukaryota, Metazoa, Chordata, Mammalia, Primates, Cebidae.